Molecule: messenger RNA, 996 nt
Organism: Guillardia theta CCMP2712
Lineage: Eukaryota; Cryptophyceae; Pyrenomonadales; Geminigeraceae
Exons: 12
Coding region: 1-996 (331 amino acids)
Source: RefSeq, a predicted model, not a curated record
AUGCAAGGAGGAUCAGCUCCUGCUGUACGCGUGCUUGUGACCGGUGCGAGCGGUUAUCUAGGACAGUUCUUGUUGGACGCCAUUCAAGCUCACAAUGCUGGCAACCAGGAUCCGAGCAUCGUCUGUGCGGGGACCUUCGGCUCUCGAGCAGGAGGCAUCCCCGCCAACAUGACGGGAAUCCAAAUGGACAUGACGAGCGCUUCAUCUAUCCACAAAGGGGUGGAAGAUUUUCGCCCGGAUGUUGUCGUCAACCUUGCCGCCAUGUCCGCUCCUGCUGCUUGCGAGAAGCAGCAGGAGGAGGCAGAGGCUAUCAACGUCCCCACCGCCCUCCUGGAUGCGCUGCUGCAGGUGAAGAGCGACGCGCUGUUCGUUCAAGUGUCAACCGACCAGAUCUUCGAUGGGCAACAUCCGGUCUACGACGAGGAGAGCGACGCGCUCCCUGUUAACCAGUACGGGAAGACGAAGCUGCGCUUCGAGCAAGUCUUGCGCGAUCGAUGGCCCAACCACGUCAUCCUCCGAUCGUCUCUCAUCUAUGGGCCCAACCCCCCCCGGGAGUGCGUGAGGACCGGGUCCUUCCUGCAGUUCCUCGACGAGUCACUUGCCAAGGCCACAGCAGAGCAGCCGGUUUCGCUCUUCGGAGACGAGGUUCGAUGUCCUAUCUACGUCAAUGACGUCGUCGCCAUCCUCCUAGUAUUCAUUCUUCACGCAAAGGAGUGUAUGUCAGCACCCCUCACAAGGACGUUGAGCAUGGGAGGACCGGAGAGGCUCUCACGCGUCGCCAUGGGAGAGAUUGUCAGCAGCAUUCGCGGCUACUCUUCGGACAGGAUCAAGUCUGUCCGACGCGCAGAGUUGCAGCUGGGCUUCACGAGCCCCCUGGACAUCUCGAUGAGGAGUGACAAGUUGACGUCACUGCCAUGGGUGAAAGAGAUUCUUCCCCAAGGCACCACCUUCUUCCGCGAGGCAGCCAAGAAGGAACUUUUAGAGAGCCGCACGUGA